This is a messenger RNA of Galendromus occidentalis (western predatory mite), 2634 nucleotides long. It is a transcript of the gene Ir25a, whose product is annotated as ionotropic receptor 25a. Gene Ontology annotation, molecular function: ligand-gated monoatomic ion channel activity; signaling receptor activity. Bases 1 to 2634 code for a protein of 877 amino acids. The record is from RefSeq and is a predicted model, not a curated record. Gene Ontology annotation, biological process: monoatomic ion transport. Gene Ontology annotation, cellular component: membrane. The transcript is spliced from 13 exons. NCBI's taxonomy places the organism in Eukaryota, Metazoa, Arthropoda, Arachnida, Mesostigmata, Phytoseiidae.
AUGUGGUCUUCGCCAAGGUCUCUGAGUCCAGCAUCCAGAGGCUGGAACGGCGUCAACAGAAGCUCUGAAGAUCCGUCAUGGGAACUCGUUUCCGCCGUCAUAACCGAGAAAGCGUUCCCGAUUGCGAAGGAAGCUAUUGAGAGAGGACUCUCCAGAGCGAAGAAUGACGGGAAAAACAUCAAAUGGAGCUUCAUCGAGUUGACCAACGUCGAACUGGAUCACAAAAAACUUUGCUCGAUGAUCAUGGAAAAGAAGCCCAGUCUCGUCAUAAACACGGUACGAACCCCGGGAAGCAACUACUACAAGCUCACCAUGACCAUCAAGGAAGUCCUUAAAAACCUUGGCAUGCCCACCCUCGACUUGUCAUACGGAAUCAGCGACGAGUACUCCAUGAGCGGAUGGAGCACGAAAAAAGGCGAUCAAGGCAACUAUCUCAUCCACGUGACGCCUCCGGGCGACUCGUACACUCAAGCAGUGCGCGAGCUCAGUCUGAAGAUGGAUCUCGCGACCGCCGGAAUUCUCUACGACAAGACUGUCUUGAUCGACCACAAGUACGCCCGUCUCCUGGAAAACGUGCCGACCCGUCACAUCAUGCGUGAAGUCGGCGAGAGCGCCGCCGAUUUCUGGAACAAGACUCAAGUUAUCCAGUCCACGGAUGUCUCGAACUACUUCGUGGUGGGCAGCAUCAGUCACUUGAGCAAUGCGCUCGAAGUGGCUAAGAAAUACGAUCUCAGACAACGACAUCACUGCUGGGUGCUCGUCACCAAGCAGGAGGGGGAACCCUCGUGCGAUGGCUGCACGAAUCUCGAAGCUCUUUUCGUGCAUCCCGUCAAGGUGGAUGAUACCCGAGUUGGCAAAGAAGGACCCUACGGAGCGGACAAGCUCGACGGCCUCUUCUACGAAGAAAUAAGCGAGUACACGGUGAAACGGAUCUUCGCGACCGAAAAGUACUCGAAGGAACCGAUCGUUGCGACGUGUCCAGGAGUUGGUAGCGCGAGACCGAAUAACAACUUGUACGCCGCCUUGAACUCGGCCAAACUCAAAGGCAUUUACGGGGACGUCGUCUUCGAUAUGAAGGUCGGCUACCAACAGAUAAGGAUGAAAGUAGAACAUCUCAACUUCACUACGGCCAAGAAUCGAGACACCCAAGACAAGGGCUACUUCACGUACCAAGGCGAUGCAAAUGUCGCGGUCUGGAAAGAAGGCCAAUCGUCCCUCGAACAAUACGGCGCUGUGACGUUCUACAAAGUUGUGACGAUUGUCCAACCCCCUUUCGUGUAUAGGAACAACGAAACCAAGAAGUUCAGAGGCUACUGCAUCGAUUUGAUUGACGAGAUAAAGAAAAUCCUGAAGUUCGAAUACGAAAUAUACGAGGUCGCCGACUCACAUUUCGGAUCCAAGAACAAGGAGGGAACAUGGAGUGGUCUGAUCGGAGACUUGGUUCAAAAGAAAGCUGAUAUCGCGCUCGGUCCCAUCGCCGUCAUGGCUGAGAGGGAAACGGUGGUCGACUUCACCGUGCCGUACUACGAUCUAGUCGGUCUGUCGAUCCUCAUGAAGAAGCCAGAAGUGAAACCAUCGCUCUUCAAAUUCUUGACCGUGCUCGAGACAAACGUGUGGGGCUGCAUUCUAGCCGCCUAUUUCUUCACAUCGUUCCUCAUGUUCAUAUUCGACCGACUUUCGCCAUAUAGUUACCGGAACAACAAGGAGAAAUACAAGGACGACGACGAGAAGCGUGAAUUUACGCUCAAAGAGUGCCUCUGGUUCUGCAUGACGUCACUCACACCUCAGGGAGGUGGCGAGGCGCCGAGAAACUUGUCCGGGCGACUCGUAGCCGCAACCUGGUGGCUUUUCGGCUUCAUCAUCAUCGCCUCAUACACGGCGAACUUGGCUGCUUUCCUGACAGUGUCCCGUCUCGAAUCUCCGAUCGAAUCCUUGGAUGACUUGUCGAAACAAUACAAAGUCAAAUACGCUCCACAGAAGGACACGACAGCGUCGACGUAUUUCCAGAGGAUGGCGAAUAUCGAAGAGAAGUUCUACGAGAUCUGGAAGAACAUGUCACUCGAUGAUAGUCUGACGGACGAUCAGCGAGCGGAACUCGCCGUCUGGGAUUACCCGGUCAGCGACAAAUUCACCAAAAUUUGGUGGACCAUGCAGGAGGCGAAUCUUCCCGAAAGUUUCGAGGCUGGCGUGCAGAGAGUCAAAGAUAGCCUGACAAGCGAAGGCUUCGCUUUCAUCGCUGACGCAACUCAGAUCAAGUACGCAACCAUGACAAACUGUGAUCUCACACAAAUCGGUUCCGAGUUUUCGAGGAAACCUCUUGCGUUGGCGGUUCAACAGAAUUCCCCUCUUAGGGACCAACUUUCAAGCGCAAUCCUGAAACUGCUCAAUCAGAGACGACUCGAGAGUCUGAAGGAGACCUGGUGGAACCAGAACUCCGAGAAGAAGGAGUGCGAUGAAGAGGGCAAGAACAACGAUGGAAUUUCCAUCAAGAACAUCGGUGGUGUCUUCAUCGUCAUAUUCAUCGGUGUCGUGAUGGCUUGCAUAACUCUGGUAUUCGAAUACUUCUGGUACAAGAAUAAGAAGCCAAGAUCUAAGGUGGUGUCUGUGAAAGAACACAUGCCUCAGAAGAGAUAG